AUGGCACAUCGUCUACUCCAUGUCUCCUUCAUCCUGUGUAUACUCUUUAUUGUCUCCAUUCACGGCGCCGUGCUGCGGCGUACGUGGACGACGCAGCCGUGGUGCGAGAGUGUACGCAAGCCACAGUGGCCAUUCGCAUACCAGAAGACGGCGACGCAGACGCUGGAAUGGCAGGGACGCGUGAAUUCCAAUGACCAGGAUAUCCGCCACCAAUGCUCCGUCUUUGGUGUCCAGAGCAAGUGUCACAUUUGUCAGGACUUCCCUUGCAACGGCAACAGUGGCGACCACUGUGCUUUCCAGUUGCAGGGCAUUCCGUGGUCUGCUCUACCUAAAAACAUCCCAACUGUGACGGAUGUCCCGUGGGCCGUAGGAGGACAGCAUCGCUACGAUUAUGAUGGAGCAACACAUCUAUGUGUCUUCUUAUCGGGUGGGCAUUGCUUGUCACCGUUCACGACGGACUUUUCGCAGUGUGACGUGAGAUGUUGGGGCUCAGAGUCUGGAGAAAUUACAUUCAAAGGAGCUCAUCCGAACAGGAACUUAAGCGACGCGGAAACCUCAGAUAUAUGGAGUUAUUCGCCUUUAUUUGGAGAUUUAGGAUGUGCACAAGGACAUGUGAUAACAGUGGCAGGAGAUGGCUCAGCAGGAUUUCAAGAUGGACUAGCAGCAACAUCACAGUUCAAUCAUCCACGAGGUGUAGCAGUCGACUCGAACGGCGUCGUGUACGUGGCAGAUACCGCCAACCAUCGCAUCCGAAUAAUCGAUCCGACCACCAAAAGGGUAUCAACACUCGCAGGUGACGGCGUUGAAGGGUUCGUGGACGGACCUGCGCUUACAGCCGCGCGGUUCUCGUACCCGUCCGAUGUUGCAGUGCGCGAGUCAAAUUCGGGAACAAUUACCGUGUUCGUAGCGGACACAGGCAAUCAUCGCAUCCGACAGAUCCGGAACGGUGUGGUUACUUGUCUUUCAGGCCUUUGUGGGGCUGGCGUAGAAACCGUGAGGCUGUCGCAGCAACCGGAGAAACCUCACGCCGGUAUGGCUGAUGGUGACCCACUCGGUGCUCGAUUCGAUUCCCCUAUGGGCGUCGCAGUAGAUGCAGACGGUGUUGUAUUCGUCGCAGAUACAGGAAACCACUUAAUACGACGAAUAGACCUGGACGGAACCACACACACAGUAGCGGGUGGUGUAGUUCCUUCAGAAGACGCAGACACACCCGGCUGUUUGUCGCCGUGUCUACGCGGUGAGCGUGGCUUUCGAGACGGAAAUCUGACGUUUGCUCGCUUUGAGAGUCCUCGCGCUAUCGCCAUCGGCGCUCAACGCACGUUAAUUGUUAGUGAAAGACAUCGAAUCCGUCGUGUCACGUACGAUGGCGGCUCAGCGUCUACAAUUGGGACUGUCACGGCCGCUAACCGCGUUGUAACCCUAGCUGGAUCGAAUGUACCUGGUCAUAUCGACGGGGAAGGCAACGAAGCCACAUUCAACGCUCCAGCUGGCGUCACUUUUGCUGCCGAUGGACGUGUAUAUGCUGCUAGCUCUACAGACUGUUCAGUGCGUCAGGUAACUCCUGCUUCUCUAGUCUCAAGAACUGUAACCUGUUCGACGCGAGCGACUGAAGUGCUACGUCCUAGUGGUUGCGCCUCGUACGAACAGCCUGUAGACGAACUUUUUCUCCAAACAUCUCCCACUGCUAACAACAUUUACCACAACUAUCUUCAGCGCAAAGAAUUCGACUCUGUUCAAGGCUCAGCAAUAUCUGGACGUACGUUGAAAGACUGUACGGGCUCUCCACCUGAUGAUGGACUAGUUCAAGGAGAUCUCGCACUGCCAUUACGUCAUCCAGACACACAAGCGGUCAUCUCUGACGUGUUACAAGACGUGGAGUACGGCACAACUAUCAAGAUCAGCUGUCCAGCAGCUUGUGAUGCUGCUAGUACGACGUCAAAAGUCUACGGCUCAGGCUUAUACAGUGACGUAUCUUCCAUCUGUCUCGCAGCAAUCCACAGCGGCGUCAUCGUAGCAGCACAAGGAGGCCUAGUGACAGUGACAUUGGAGCGAGGAACCCAGUCAUCAACCCAGACGUCAAAGACGCUGGGAUCUACCGCACAUGGAGUGACGUCGCUGGACUUACCGUCGACUCCGAACGACCGAGCUCGUCUUUUUAGUAUCAGGCCCUAUCUGCGACCAAAGCUCGAGGUUCAAUCCAUCGCUGGAGCUCCAAAUGCACCGCUAGGAUCCCUUCAAGACGGGUGUGGUUAUCUCGACGCACAGCCGCCAUUAGCUGCAAAAUUUCUUGGGAUUGCAGGGCUAGACAUCGCUAAGAGUCGGUCACUGUCACGUACGGAUCUCCUGUACAUUGCUGACGCUGGGAAUAAUCGCAUCCGCGCAGUCUCUGCUACGUGUGCUAAAGUUUGUGAGAACGGUGGCGUUUGCUCCGCUCCUGACGCGUGUACGUGUCUUUCAGGGUGGACGGGAGAUGACUGUACAACUCCAGUAUGCAGUACAAGCUGUGGUUCGAGACAAGUAUGUGUAGGUCCCGAUAACUGCGACUGUAUCCCUGGAUAUGGAGGCUUUCCAGCGUGCCACACGCCCAAAUGUGCUCAAAUUUGUGCACAUGGAGGAAGUUGUUCAGCACCAGACACUUGUUCUUGUGCGUCGGGAUGGUUUGACGCCAACUGUACAACUCCAGUGUGUACGCAAACCUGUGGCAACGGCGGUAAUUGCACCUCUCCCGACACUUGUACAUGCUCUGACGCCUGGAAAGGUAUCGAUUGUCGUGUUCCAGUUUGUACUCAAACGUGCAAGAACGGAGGGAGUUGUGUAGCACCCGAUUCAUGUUUGUGUGCUGCCGGUUGGAGCGGAUACGACUGCAGUCUCCCUAUCUGUCCUCAAGGAGAUUUCGUACCACAUCCAAGUGGCUACACUAACGCACUGUCACGUCCUCUAUCAGUUGAGAGUUACGUGCCUUGUGAUUUUGCUCAAUGGUGUCGUGAAACGGGGGAAUUCGACUGUCUACAUCGACUGUACUCUACGUCGAGUCCAGUGGUGAAUGUAUCAAGUGGCUUAGCGUCGAAAGGGAAGACUCCGCCGUCGUUUAAAGACUGUCUGCUUAUUGAGUUAAGCGACGACGCACUCACACACUUCCAGUAUCUCUCGGAACUAAACGAAACCAGCGAUUUCUACCGCUUUGCUCCUGUUCAACCAUACGGAUGGGAUACUGCUGCACCUUGGAGAGGGAUCUCAAAGCCAGAGGAGGGAUUCUCUCCACCGUUUCUUCUAACUAGCGACCGACAAGUAGCUCUUGUGGAACGUAGAAGCAUUGUUCAAGGGGUUUAUGUCUGUGCGCAUGGAGGAAGUUGUGUAGCUCCAGAUGUGUGCGAAUGUGUCUCCGGCUGGGCAGGUUUCGACUGUCGUACUCCUGUGUGUUCACAAGGGUAUUUUUCUCCAAGUCAAGUCACGUACUUGGCAGCAGAACCCUCGACAGCGACUCAUUCACGACAACCCAUUACCAAUCCAACAUACACAGCAACAGUUGAGCAGAUUGGGUACACUCAAGUGACUGUCGCUACUGAGACUCGAGGUGGGGUACGAUACAAACCAGCACAAGGAGGUUACGCGUGUUCGAUUCGUAGUAUCACCAAGUGGGAGAAACCUGUGACAGCCGAUGGCUCUCCGGCCUAUUUCUUCAAUCACCCGAAUUACUAUUCGCGGUAUAUGGAUCGCGAAGUAUCAGCUGACGGUCAUUACCAUACUCACUGGACUGAUAUGAUGUGGCCACCACUUUAUAAUCUAUCCGAACCUCUACUAGAUGAUACACGGGAAGGUUGGAAACGUGGAGGGACCUGGAGCUAUAUUCCCGGUAGAAAAUGGCAAAAAGGGGUCUGUCUUGUGGAGUUUAACCGUGUUUGCACCUCUGGAGUACAAGCUGAAGACCUUGUAACGGAUGCAAUAGGCGAGUUAGUAGUUGAUACGGACGCUUCGUAUCGACCGCAAGUCACAUACACAGCACAAGCUGCUGGUCGUCGAGGGUUUUGGAACUCGUCCGUGUUUGGAGACUGCGUCGACCAAGUUGUGCGUGGCUGUUUCAACAAUGGCACAUGUGUGGCACCUGGCGUUUGUGACUGUGCUCCUGGGUGGUCAGGGAAGGAUUGUGUCGUACCUCUUUGCACGCAAACUUGUAUGAAUGGAGGCAAUUGUACACUACCCGACACUUGUACGUGUGCAUUAGGGUGGACAGGAGCGGAUUGCUCAAUCGCUCUGUGUGCUCAAGAAUGUCGAAAUAACGGGACGUGUGUUGCACCGGAUCAAUGCAAGUGUGUAACUUGGGACUCGAAUUGGCGAGAUGGACGUGAGAAUGGCGGCAAACCGGUCUUCCAACUCCCUGAUGGGCGCGCACAACGUACAGGUUAUACCGGUUAUGAUUGCAACACUCCAAUCUGUGUCCAAGCCAAGCAAUUCGUCUUGAAUGUGGCAUCGCGCUCGUCGAGUAACUUCCGUGCAUUACGAGGAAACUACGACAGCGCCACUGCAACUCGCAAUUGUGACACGUAUCGCUGUCCUCAGUACGACGUGGAGCUCGUAGCUAACGACGGACGCUCUUUCCAGACUGGAUGCUCUGUAGGAGACCCCGAGCCCAAUCCUACCCGGAAUUCCACACUGACAAGUGCUCAGCAGAUCCAGAAUCUGCUGGAUGAUCGUGAUGAUCUCAAUAUUGCACGUGUAUCUGAUGGGUUUCUAUGUGGGAAUAUAAUAUGGAAACAAGGUGACAUUGAAAGUGGUAACGGGACGAACCGAGUGCUCCGUACCAACUACGUCAAUGUGACGAAAGUGGACGAUGUUACAUGGACGUACGGCAUCUCAACGCCAGGUGAAGGUGUCUAUGAAUGUUUCAACUCUGGCGCUUGUGUAGCUCCCGACGAAUGUGCGUGUGGCGAUGGCUGGACUGGCAUCGACUGUAACACGCCGCUAUGUCGUUUUCAGAAGGCUGACAAACGCGCUGGAGUAUCCUCCGGAUGUCGCAAUGGCGGCGUAUGUGUUAGUAAAGACCAAUGUCGAUGUAUCACCGUCCAAUCUUCACUUCAUGACCAGUAUUCCUCAGCACCAACAGGUAGAACCGGGUACUUUGGCUCGGAUUGUGCACUACCAAUCUGCAUCCAAGGAAUCUUUGAUCCAAUCUGCAACGCUAGUGUUGUGGCUAACGCUCUCAAUCUCACAAGUGGAAAUAUUACGGGUAUCGACGGCAUUGCCAGUAGUAUCGUAAGCAGUGGAGAUGGGUGUUUUCGCUGCAAGAACGGAGGACUCUGUCUCGCCCCCGACGUCUGUGCCUGUGCGGAAGGGUGGACUGGUUUCGACUGUUCUACUCCAAUCUGUGAACUCUCUACAGCUGUGGUAGCGUCAGCGCGCUCAACACUUUUCACUGUAGACGAGCUCAAAGUGGAAACUUUCCGUACUGAUCCGUGUGGAACUACCGGUGGUCGAUGGGGUAAAGAAACCGUAAAUGGCGCUGUAGUUGGUCAAGGCAAUUGCACUCUUCCGAUGAAAUGCACUUGCUUAUGUCGGCAACGCUACGACAAGAAACUUUGCGAUUCCAUCGGAGAUUUUUGUGAAAAACCGUGGCAAGAUCCUUUUCAUCGCUCGAUUCCUCCCGGUUUCGUGUACGGAACUCGAGAUUGCGUCGAUGGUUUCCAAGGAAUCGAAGACGACGAUGGCAACUUCCAGAGUUGCCACUUGCAGAUCUACGUCCCGACAACGUGGCGUCGCUACACUGUAAGCUUUGUGGCUAUAAUCUCCGUCCUCGGAAUGAUAGUUCUCGUAGCAUGGUACUACAUCCGCAAGCGUGUUCGAAGAGCUCUGCUACUUGCGAAGGCGGAACGUCGACGCUCGCGUAAAAACUCGGAAGAAAAUAUCAACAAACCGAAACUUGGAGCCUUCGCACACCCAAAGAACGAGUAA
Molecule: messenger RNA, 5946 nt
Organism: Phytophthora infestans T30-4
Lineage: Eukaryota; Oomycota; Peronosporomycetes; Peronosporales; Peronosporaceae
Exons: 1
Coding region: 1-5946 (1981 amino acids)
Molecular function (GO): protein binding
Source: RefSeq, a predicted model, not a curated record